This is a messenger RNA of Calypte anna (Anna's hummingbird), 3354 nucleotides long. It is a transcript of the gene TTC38, whose product is annotated as tetratricopeptide repeat domain 38. The coding region runs from base 93 to 1493 and encodes 466 amino acids. The transcript has 14 exons. Gene Ontology annotation, molecular function: protein binding. NCBI's taxonomy places the organism in Eukaryota, Metazoa, Chordata, Aves, Apodiformes, Trochilidae. The record is from RefSeq and is a predicted model, not a curated record.
CUCGGCCCCGCCUCCUCCUGCUCCUCCUUCCCCUAGCCGAGGGGCGGUACGGAGCCGCCCGGCGAGUGUAGCGGGGCUGCUGAGGGGCGAUCAUGGCGCCGCUCAGGGACUGCAAGGCCUGGGAGGAUGCUGGUCUUUCCCUGUCCACAACUAGCAAUGAAGCCUGUAAACUAUUUGAUGCUGCGCUGACCCAGUAUGCAACCUGGAGCAAUAAUGAGAGCCUUGGAGGUAUUGAGGGGUGUCUCUCAAAAUUAAAAGCAGCAGAUCCAAAUUUUACAAUGGGACAUGUCAUUGCUAAUGGCUUGGAGCUGAUUGGCACUGGAAGUUCAGUGCGGCUCAACAAGGAGCUGAACAGUGGGAUGCAAAUGAUGAUGAUGCUUGCAAAAUCACAGCCACUGACUGAGCGGGAGAAGCUCCAUGUAUCAGCGCUGGAGAUGUUUGCCAGUGGACAGCUUCCAAAAGCUUGUGAUUUCUGGGAACAGAUUCUGCAGAACCACCCAACGGAUCUGCUAGCCCUCAAAUUUUCCCAGGACACUUAUUUUUACCUGGGAUAUCAUAUACAGAUGCGAGAUUGUGUUGCCCGUGUUUAUCCUUUCUGGACACCUGAUAAUCCACUAAGCAGCUAUGUGAAAGGCUACUACUCUUUUGGGCUCAUGGAAACAAACCAUUUUGAUCGUGCUGAGGAGCUUGCCCGUGAGGCUUUGGCUAUAAAUAAGACAGAUGCGUGGUCUGUUCAUACUGUAGCUCACGUAAAUGAAAUGAAGGCAGAGGUGAAGAAAGGUCUCGAAUUUAUGAAGGAAACAGAAAACAAUUGGAAGAACAGUGAUAUGCUUGCUUGCCAUAAUUACUGGCACUGGGCUUUGUACUUCAUUGAAAAGGGUGAAUAUGAGGCUGCUUUGACAAUUUAUGACAACCAUAUUGGUCCCCGGUGUCUAUCAAGUGGAAGCAUGCUGGAUAUAGUAGAUAACUGUUCAAUGCUGUACAGGCUUCAUCUGGAAGGUGUAAAACUUGGAGACAGGUGGAACCAUGUUCUCAAGCUUACAAAGAAGCACACCAAAGAUCACAUUCUUCUCUUCAAUGAUGUCCACAUCUUGAUGUCUUCACUUGGAGCCAAAGACCACAAAACUACUGAUGAGCUUUUAACAACUCUUCAGGAACUUGCCAAAACACCUUGUGAUGACCAUGAGCUUUCCCUGGCUCCUAGUUUGGGUUUGCCACUGUGCCAGGCUUUUGUAGAGUUUGAAAAUGGAAAUUGUGAUAAAGCUGUAGACCUGCUGUACCCAAUCCGUUACCAACUGAUCCAACUAGGAGGCAGUAAUGCUCAGAGAGAUAUUUUCAGCCAGUUAUUGAUUCAUGCUGCUUUAAAUUCUAAAUCACAAGCCAAACAAAACCUUGCAAGGUGCCUCCUGAGAGAACGUGAUGUGAUGAGACCAAAUUCACCAAUGACAGAGCGACUUAUUAGGAGGGCAGCAGCUGUUCAUUCAGUGGCAUAAGUCUUUCCUCUGUGCUUCAGCUGAAUAGCAAUAAGCUUACCAGUUAAAGUCUGGGUGCAGGAUGUGGAGAGGUGCUAUGCUAGAAACCAUGCUAGAGAUUCACAGUAAGUAAGGUCACCCUUUAGAGAUACAACCAAAUUAGAGAUACAACCAAAAUUUUCUUAAUAUGUAGCUGUUGCAUUUCAGGAGCUUGUAUCUUAGAUACUUUCACAGGGAAAUAGUAAGAUAACCUUCUGAUAAUUCACAGCUUUCUGAAGCAUCCUGGGAUGCUGCUUCUCUCGUAUAUUUUCCUGAAAGUUCCCUCUGGGCCCAAUUAUGUUCAUUACAGUAACAGAGCCCAGGUUGCAAUCAUUCAUUGGCCCAAUUCAUUGAUAUGUUAAAUGAUCAGUAAACUGCUCAGGUAAUUCAAAUGAACCUUUUAAGCAUUGGUAAUAGGAAAGUAUGAGACCAGAGCCAAUCCAGGCAUAAACUGAAUUCCAUAUCAAACUUCCAGUCCGUUUUGAGGCAUGAGUCACAGGCUCAGUCAUUACAGAUCUGUCUGCACUCAGGAUCUCUCUCCAGGUGCAUAUUUUUACACUCCUUCUCACAAAAUGUUAAACUUUUUCCUUUCAAUAGCACCUCAAAGCCUUCUGAAAUUGAUAUGAAUGAAACAAGACAGGAGGGGUAAUAGCUCACCACAACCAUGCUAAUGCAGGUACUCCCUUGGUCCUUUUAAAUAUUUCAGAGAAAAAAUGAAAAAGCCUGGAUUUCAGCUACAAAAGCACUAUUUCUCAGUGGUAGUUUGGACUUGCCUCUUUGUGCUUACCUCAGCUUUUGGAAAGUCAGGCCUUACUGCCAUCUCAAUAGCACAAGCCUCUACAUGUUAGCAAACUAGAGUUGAAAACUAAUGAUAAAGCAUGUACUUCAUGGAGGCAUCUCAGAGCUGGCAAACACUGGAAGGGAGGUUCCCCGUGGAAAGAGAGCUAAGGGGACUUUGUCCUGCCACAAGUGAUGUGGCAAGCUUUGGUGCUGCAAAUGAUGCCCAAUGUGAGCUGUGUACCUCCCUAAUGUUCUGUUAUCUUUGGAUCCUUGCUGUGUAGCAGAGCUAACAGAUUGCUUUACAACAGUAAUCCAGAAGCCCCUAAUGAAGGUAAAGAUUAUAUUUCAAAUGAAAACUGAAAUAUUGCCACCUCUUCUUCCUGAACAGACAUGUCACACUCUUUAAGUGCCCAAGCUCUGGCUUUGGUAUCAAAUCUGUAAGCUCUCUGAGACACACACAUUCCUGCCCCUCCUUCCUGUCCAGCUCAGGCUCUUCCAUGUUGUCCCACAGCAGCCCCAUCCCACAUAUGGUUUCUUUUUGACCUAAAAAAAGCUCUUUGGUAGUUGUUGCUGCAUUGCCCCUGGAGUUCCUGCCUAGAGGAGUAAGAUGUGCCUUGCUGCUACCCUUCUUCCCCCAGCCCUCACUUAAGGAAAAAAUAGUAUAUUUUUAAAUCAAUGAUAAUUUGUGAAAAUAGGUAAGGGUAUUGCAUCCUCGCCUCCAGCCUUUUUAAUCCAACAGACAGUUGUAGUUCCCUGUUCUUCAGCUUCAUUAUUGCUUUGUAUGUGGCUAAAGUUACACUAGAUUUUUACUAUUCUCUUUUAAUCAGUGCAUUUCAAGCAGUGCCUUUAGACAGGUAACUUUUUACUCAAGCAAUAUAAUAAAUCUUAUUAGGAAACAAAAGCCUGAGAAAUCUACUGCCUGCUUAUGAAUUCUGUACUCUGAUCCAUUGCUACACAAAUGUAAGAAUAUGACAUCUGUAGUACUUUUGAUAUAAUGUGAUGGAGAAUUUUGUCUGCUUUACAUCAAUAAAUUCAAAGGUAUGCUCAGUUGAGCAGCAACUUC